Molecule: messenger RNA, 2885 nt
Organism: Drosophila grimshawi
Lineage: Eukaryota; Metazoa; Arthropoda; Insecta; Diptera; Drosophilidae
Gene: NfI
Exons: 9
Coding region: 266-2683 (805 amino acids)
Biological process (GO): regulation of transcription by RNA polymerase II
Cellular component (GO): nucleus
Molecular function (GO): DNA-binding transcription factor activity, RNA polymerase II-specific; RNA polymerase II cis-regulatory region sequence-specific DNA binding
Source: RefSeq, a predicted model, not a curated record
ACAUAAAUAAAGGGAGAGGAAGCAAAAGCUAGACAUUGGCAACUAAUUGUUUCACAUUCAGUUUUGUUGUGAUUACAGCAACUACGGCUCCAAAAUGACUUUCAAUUUGGCAAUACAAUAGAAUAUAAAGAAACCAACGAAAGAAACAAGCAACAAAUAUAUCACAAAUAAAUAAAAGACAUGCGAGAAAUGGAUAAAAUAUGCAGAUUGUUGUCGAUGCAAUCGGGCUUAUAAGAAAUUCAAUGAUAAUUAAACUGCGCAAGGUAUGUUUAUACCAGAUACACUGAGAAGCUGUAUGAUCGAGACGGACGUAUCUUCCUAUUUACAAACAUCGUCAACUGGACAGGAUGAAUUUCACCCCUUCAUUGAGGCAUUAUUACCAUACGUCAAAUCAUUCUCGUACUCUUGGUUUAACUUGCAAGCUGCUAAACGAAAGUAUUACAAGAAACACGAGAAGCGUAUGUCAUUGGAGGAAGAAAGGCAUUGCAAAGACGAGCUACAGAAUGAGAAAACAGAAGUGAAACAGAAAUGGGCGUCUCGCCUUUUGGGCAAGCUGAGAAAGGACAUAACGCAGGAGAGCAGGGAGGAUUUUGUGCAAUCGAUAAUCGGUAAACGCAAAUCGAUUUGUGUUCUCUCCAAUCCCGAUCAAAAAGGCAAAAUGCGGCGCAUAGAUUGCCUGAGACAAGCCGAUAAGGUGUGGCGUCUGGAUCUGGUUAUGGUUAUUCUGUUCAAGGCCAUACCAUUGGAGAGUACGGAUGGGGAGCGCCUAGAAAAGAAUCCGGAAUGCCUUCAUCCUGGCCUCUGUGUAAAUCCAUAUCAUAUUAAUGUCUCUGUCAGAGAAUUGGAUUUAUAUUUGGCAAACUUUAUUAAUACGCAUAACUCAUCGACACUGAUAGCUGCAAGAUCGCCACAACUUGCUAUUUUCAGUCAUAAUCGCAACAAUAAUUUGGCAAUUGAAAGAAAAGCGGACACGGAGAGUGAGGCAAAAAAUAAAGGACUCAGACACAAUCCAUACAAUGGCGUUGUUUGCAAUGAUAUUAUUCUAGCGACUGGAGUAUUUUCUUCGCAAGAACUGUGGACAUUAUCCAGAGAUUCAAUACUAGAUGAGGCCAAUGACAACAAUUUGCAUACGAACAUCAUCAAGAGAGAAAAUCUGGGCGCUGCUUACGACUGCAACACAACAUAUCAACUAACGCCAGAUUCACCAAUUCCCAGCUCACAGAUCCAGGCACAGGCUGGCGCCAUUGUCGCCAAUCCAAUUCCAGGUGGUUAUAGCAUUGACUUCGUCGAUCAGAAUCAUAGAAAUGUGCAUUUAUCACAGUCUCCGCUGCUGCGCACUGAUGCAACAAAUGGCUCCAUAGAUGGUUGCAAAAUCGACCACAGCUCAUCGCCGCCAGUUAUUUCGCGUACAACGACAGCCACAGAACACUGUGCCACAGGCAGUUUCUCUGUCAUUCUGCGACCGGCGGACGGCAUCAAUUCCAACGGUGAUGCAACUGUUGCCGAAUCCCCAAUAUCGUUGCAUCGGUAUACACCGUUGAAUAGCAGGCCGCUGGCUGCCACCAUGCCCCAAAUUCGUUCCGCAGAAACCAUAUUGCACCACAACUGUUCUACGCUGCUGGCAAGUUCAGUUAGCCCCGUGAAUACCCUAUAUUAUCCACAGCAUGGCAGUCCACGACUUCAGGAGCACGAACAUGCACAAACACAGACACAAACGCAACAACAACAACAGCAGCACCAACAGCAGCAACAACAUACUGACAGCCAUGAUAUAUCUGAUUUUGUGACUUAUGUUUGUCAGGAUGCUGGCCAUUCGGUGAGUUUGGCAGCUGGUGGGGGCUCUAUAGAGAAUCCAGGGUUUCAGCAUACCCACUCGCAUCAGUUGGCCCCGCACAGCCACUCACCGCACUAUCAAAUUCACCCACAAUUGAGGAGCUCAAAGUUGAAUGCAGCUCCCUCGACCCACUAUCAUAGCACAAUGUUGCCACCAAUGUUGCCGCCGAUGGCACGCCCUGUUGCCAUUAUACGAUCGAGUGGAGAUCUGUCAAUGGUUCAAUCGCCUCCAACAUCGACAGCCAAUCAGUCGUCGAGCCUUUGCUUGCCAAAGGCCACCUUGGUUGACGAUGAGAAUCGCAACGAACCAGUUAACACCAUGGAGAGCACUCAUAGCCCAAUUAACAGCUCCGAAGCGGAUCCAAAUACAAAUACGGAUUGCACCAUACUUGUGGCGAGGACUUCGCCGCAACCAAAUCCCUCAACGAGUCCACAUAUUUCUGCCGAAGUGGGUCGCUGUAAAAUACCACCAAUUGGCUCAAAUGCUCUCACUCGCAUCGCAGCACCAAUGUAUCCCUCAACCAAUAGUCGGGAGUACUUCAAUCACUUUCACACUCAAUCCUCAUCGUUACUGGGCUAUGCUGGAUCUAUAUCGACAAUGUCAGGUGUCAUAAGUCCGACAAAUCUAAGCCUGUACUCAACACCAACAAUGGCUGUGACUUCAGCGCAUCGUUCGAGUAGUGGCAGGUCCCGUUGGAACACUACACUUACAGAAGACGAGUUCAACUUAAUUCCGCACUCUGUAACUAGUACAAAUAUAGAAAAUACACAAGUUAUAUUAAUGGAAGAUUCAACGGGCCGUUUUACUGAUGAAUACUCUACUAAUCCGAAUCGGGACUACGUAUCGUGAUUUAUUAUUAGAAAAUCUGGGCUUUAGGCAAGCGAUUACUGAUAUAGAUAUAAAUACAAAUAUUUACACAUAUUGUACGUUGCUAAGUUGAUAACUUAAGGAAUUGUACAUAGUAAUAUUUAAAGUAAUUAAUAUAUAAAAAAAAUGAAGGCAUACUACAUUAGCUACUUAUGGAAUAUAAAGAUAUGGCAGAUACAUGAUA